AUGUGCAUUACAGGAGAUCAUGGUACUCCUUUUAUUUCUCCGUGUCUAUAUUUACACAGCCAAGAAAACUCUUACUUCUCUCACUCUAGUAACAAUUUGUUUCCAAACAAAUACAAACGACAAAAACCUAUACACAAUUGUGCCUUAAUUUCUAGUAUUUGCUCAUCAGCUAAAUUUACAGCAGCUGGACGUUCGGGGAUUCUGAUAAUAUUAUUUCUGUUGUUUGGUAAAAUGCUUUCUACAACUGCCAGAUCCACAUAUUCAUCGGACAAAACGCUAUCUGUCACCAAACGCACAAAUAACCGAUACUCAUUCCUAAGUUCUGCUUAUUCAACAACAUUUAUGCCAACAAGAUUUGAACAACAUACAAAUAAACUACAUGACAAAACAAAUCUUCACACAGCUGAAUCACAAAUGUACCGAAAUAAAGCAAAACGGUAUUCAAAAGGUGACGAUCGAGGAGAAACAAAGUUAUUAAGUUCAGAGCUGAUUGAGUUUAUUUGCCAAAGGCUACCCGACCCAUGUGCUCGUGCCGCUUAUCUUCGUCAGCAUGUUAAGCACGAUCUAUGCCUUCAUUUGCCUUUAUUAUAUCUUCUACCACAUACGGAUUUCCAUUCGGAAAAGUAUUUAUCUGAAUACAAAUUUGGGACUUGUAAAGGAGGUCUGUCUCGGCUAACUUACUUACCUUCGGACAGUAUUUUUGAGCAAUUUCUCACGCCAGUUCAUACGUGUGAAAACAGCUUGAUCUCACUAAAAAUGAUAAUGGAUGAAAAAUUACGCUCACAUUUUGAAAUAUUUGAUGAUCUAUUAGAAAAGUCAUUUUGUAUUAAAUCAUUUGAUUCUCGUCCUAAUGUUACAGGAGAAUGUCAGUGUCAAGAGUGUCAAGAAGCUUACAGAAAUUGGUACUGUGCAACAGAAUUCCCACUGUACUAUCCAUUAGAUGAUUCAGAUAUAACUAUGCAUUUACAACGAAAGUCAAUAAACAAUGACAUAACUGAUGAUGUUAACUUAGAUCAACCGCAUACUUCAGUAUCUGCAGAUCGAUCUAUUAAUUCCAAGUUGUCUGGUGUUCACGUAACUGACCCUAUCCUAUUAAAUAAAUCCUUGUUGUCAUCAUCGCCUGUGCCUUCUAUAGAAUCAACAUCAGAACACGCAGGCACAUAUCGAUAUCCUACUCUUACAGAGUUUCAGUUAACUUCUCAUGUACUAUUCCGGCUUGAGAUUAUACAACCUUGUAUUUCAUGGUGUACUCAGGUCGAAACUGUUUGUCCAUACUUAAAUCCUGCAGACUCUACCUCAAAUGGUGGUGAACCUGCAUUUUUGUGUGACGAGAGUCAUUAUCAUCAUAGUUCGAGAUAUCAAGCUGUCUAUUGGGAUGUGGAUACAUGUGAAUCUGAAUGUUGUUUUGGUAUAACAGACUCAAAACUUCUAUCUCUAUCCACUUUUGACAGUAAACAAUCUUCACUUCACUCAGAUGUACUCUUAUCCUAUUCAUCGGCAUCGUCAUUAUCAUCCUCUUCAUUUAAUUAUAAUGAUAAUAAUGAAGAUGUCAAUAAUCAAUCAUGUACUCAACUCCGUGAUCGAUGUCUUCAUCGAUUAUUAUCCAUACCAGUAUCAGAAUUUCCUAUGAAUUUAAAUGAUGAAACCACAAUAUUAACAAAUACUGAUAAUAAUAAUAAUAAUAAUGAUAAUAAUCUAUCUAGAAAUGAUUCUAUAAAUGCAUCUUUAUCAACACUUCAUUAUUCAUCGUCAUCUAACGGUGGUCCUCGUGGUGGUGGUGUUAUGCUUAAGAUUGAUAAUAUUUCGUUUACUGUUAUAUUUCUGAUAUCAUUCACUUUUUAUUGCUUUAUAUGGUUGCAAAGUAUUCAUAAUUCAUUAAACAAUUUCACAUUGCUUCCUGUUUGGCUUAAUUUAUGCCGUUUAGGCACUAUUAUUAGUAAUACAUUGACAAAAACAAUAAACACUACUAAUACUACUGCUACGGCUAAAAUGACUAUUAUAAAUACUGUAACAAACAGACAUGUUAUUCUAAUGCCUAAUUGUAUUAUUUCUAAUUCACCAACACAACAUCCACUCAGUAUUUCGACAGUACUGUUAACGCCACAUUCAUUGAGGGAGGACGAGGAAAAAGGACAUUCAUCCUUAUCACAAUUUAAUCCUGUUCCCAAUGUGAUACACUUGAAAUCAGAUCGAACAUCAUGA
Trichobilharzia regenti is the source of this 2202-nucleotide messenger RNA. NCBI's taxonomy places the organism in Eukaryota, Metazoa, Platyhelminthes, Trematoda, Strigeidida, Schistosomatidae. The record is from the annotation of a GenBank genome assembly.